This is a messenger RNA of Canis lupus familiaris (dog), 1070 nucleotides long. RefSeq names its product chromosome 1 C6orf58 homolog (gene C1H6orf58). Bases 48 to 1070 code for a protein of 340 amino acids. The transcript has 6 exons. Lineage: Eukaryota; Metazoa; Chordata; Mammalia; Carnivora; Canidae. The record is from RefSeq and is a predicted model, not a curated record.
UUCCCAAUAAAAGCCUUGCCACAAUCUCAAUCCCCAGCUUUGACACAAUGGCUUUCCUUCUUCCUUGGACCUGUGUACUACUUGGUUGCUUUUCUGUUUCUUUAGCAGGAGCAUCUAAUUUCUCAGAUCUGUAUCCCCCGCUGUGGAAGAAAAGUGCUAGUCAGUUCAGUGACUACAGGGUAAAGAAUGGAAAGUACAUUAUUGAUCCCUGGGUAUAUCCUGAGAGAAUGGGGAUGUACAAAAUCCUAGUGAACAAGACAGCAAGUUAUUUUGAAAACAUUCUAUUAGACAAUGAACAAAACAUUUUAUGGGGGUUACCUCUCCAGAAUGGCUGGCAAUACAAAACAGGAAGAUUAGCUGAUCCCAGAAGAAGGACCGACUGUGGCUAUGACUCUGAUCCUCUGUGCGUCUCUGUGGACAGUUGGUGGGCUGAUAUGAAUUACUUUCUAUGUGCAUUGCCCUUCCUUGCUGCGGUUGACUCUGGCAUAAUGGGGAUAUCAUCGGACCAAGUCAUGCUUUUGCCACCACCCAAGGACCAGACAAAGUUUUGUCUUAAUGUUUCUAGUUGCCGGUCGUCCUUUCCUGAGAUAAUGAGCAAGUGGAAUGCCUUUUACCAGCAUUUACAGUAUCCUUCCAGUACCUUUGAAGACCUGUUGAAGUACUUAUGGGCUGCACAUGUUGCAACCAUAGAUACUGUUGGCAAAAUAUUUGAAGAUAGGUUGGAGUAUUAUUCUAAAGCGGAAGCAAAUUUUGGAAGAAAUUGGUGUGUGGCUGUGGAUUAUUUAGCUGCUUCCCUGUUUCCUACAACUUUGGUCAGAACACAUGAAUUCCAGGAGGGCCUGCCACCACGAAUGCUUGUUAAUGGGGAUAGAGCCCCCUUUAUCAGCGACUUUACUGAAUUUCAAAACACUGUCUUGCUCCUUCUAAGUUUUCUUUCCCAAGUGGAUAACUUUCCAGCUUUGAAAGCCAAUGGGGCUUGCAUCAACAAGACCCAGAAGGCUACAGCAAAUGAAGAGACAGUUCUUAGAAGGCUUGUGCAGACUCACUGUGGCAAAUUCCCAAGGAUCUAG